This is a messenger RNA of Dothidotthia symphoricarpi CBS 119687, 1518 nucleotides long. RefSeq lists its product as uncharacterized. The transcript has 2 exons. The record is from RefSeq and is a predicted model, not a curated record. Lineage: Eukaryota; Fungi; Ascomycota; Dothideomycetes; Pleosporales; Dothidotthiaceae. The coding region runs from base 1 to 1518 and encodes 505 amino acids.
AUGGAGGUUGCUGCCAUAGAGGAUGAAGAUGACGUGGAUUUGGGCGCUGAAGGCGACGCUGAGAAACCGAAAGGGUUGUCAGUAAAACAGAAGAAGAAAAGAUUGCGCUUUGAUCGUGCUAUUGCCAGGGACGCAGGCGCUGUACUCUACACUAUCGAAGCAGACACCGUCGUUCCCGUUCCCUGGCCCAUCACUUGGAACGAGGAUCCAGAGUUAUUGUGUUGCUACAAUUGGCAAGCUUCCACAGACGGUACAAACACGAUCUUUGUACCAGGUGAGCCAGCAAAGUGGCAGGCUCCUACGCUACCACACAAACUAGAUGGAGAUAGUGGCCUUCAGUACGCGGAUUACAACUAUGUGCGGCAACCCAACAACCCGUACUCGCCAAUGUUUCAUGCACUUGGUGCCAUGAAUCCAGAUUGUCAGUUCAUGGACGUCGAUGUCCUGGCCGACCGCAACAAUCUCCGCGUUCUUCUUGAAUUCGUGCAAGGCAAAGUCAACGGGCCUUUCCGCUUGGAUCUGUUCCUAGUCUACAACACACUGAUCAUCGUCCGCAAAGAAGCAGGAGGAUACUGGAAGCUCUCAGAUGGGAAAAGCUACGGAAGCAACUUUGAGAGAUUCUUCACUCGACCUGCAGAGGGUAUGGAGGAUGCAACAAGCCACUACCGCGCCAUCCGCUAUAAGAUGGGACCGCUCAACGUCGUCGUACGAUUCGAAGCAGACGCCUACGACGACGGCGCAUCUGAUGAACUCACACCCUCUGAAGCAGUUGCAGUCAGCGGCGGUCCGGCAGAGAAACCACAUCUAAUGUACCGAGCUCCGAUCCGCGUGUUGCAGAAAGGCCACAUCGUCCCAACAGCCCAAAUGGCCGAACUCAAGACGCAAGUGCGCAAACCCGAGGGCCAACCACAUGUUGCAUGCAUGGAUCAGCUUUGGUUCGGCCGGACAUCCAUCCUCUUCACCGGCCGGUACGAAGCAGGCACGGGCAAAGUCCUGCGCAUCAUACGCGAAGACGCGCAAGAACGGAUUAAAAAAUGGGAAGACAAUCAGCAGGAAGGUCUGCGUAAACUCGCCGGCCUACUUUCGCGACUUCGCGGCUUGUUGAAGCAACAGCAAGGCCCGCUUCGAUCCGCAGUGCUGGUACGCGAGGACAAGGGCGGCCCAGUCGUGCUGCGUUCGAUGGACAUGAAGAAACAUGCCGUCGACAGAGAGUUCUUCCAGAAACACUGGAGACGCGAGCCGCAGCCGUAUGCUCCGCAGUUCGGUGGGCCGCGUGGUCAUGGCCAGCAAAGAGGUGGUCGGGGCAUGUUCAACGCGCCUCGGGGUGCUCAGAACGCGCCUCGUGGUGGCUAUGGCAAUCCGCGUGGCGCUCACAAUGUUCCUCGUGGCGCUCACAAUGCUCCUCGUGGCGCAAGCAACACAUCUCGAGGCACGCAUCAAUCGUAUUCAGCCCGUGGUCGAGGUACUGGUAUGCCGAUGAGUCAACCUAAUACUGCGCAUGACAGACCACAAGCUUGA